AAAAAAGAGAAAAAGAUGUGUGGAACAGAUGGUUGCCUUGUCAAGUGUUCUUCAGUCUCUUGUGCAACUCCAGAAAAUGAUACGAAGGACACUUCUACCACUAUUAAUCUAGAUCAUGGUGAUCCAACAAUGUAUGAGUCAUAUUGGAGAAAAAUGGGGAACAAGUGUGACAUAACAUUCAAUGGUGAUGAUUCGUUGAGUUAUUUUUCUAGUGGUAAGAGCUUGUGUUGGUUCUUGGAGUCAAAACUAGAGGAACAAAUUAAGAGGCUGCACAAUGUAGUUGAAAAUGCAAUUGUGGAUGAUUAUUAUAUUGUUGUUGGCACUGGAUCAAGCCAGCUUAUGCAGGCUGCACUUUAUGCUCUUUCUCCUACUGAUCAACUUGAGCCUAUCAGUGUAGUUUCAGCUACACCUUUUUAUUCGGCAUAUCCAGAAGUGACUGAUUUUGUGAGGUCAGGACUACACAAAUGGGCAGGAGAUGCAAGAACUUAUGAGAAAAAUGGAGUAUAUAUUGAGUUCAUUACAUCUCCAAAUAAUCCUGAUGGGGUUAUUAGAGAGCCUGUAGUUAAUGGAGAUCAAGGAAAAUUAAUCUAUGAUUUAGCUUAUUAUUGGCCACAGUACACUGCUAUUACCUCACCUGCCAACCAUAAUGUUAUGCUCUUCACUAUUUCCAAAUGCACUGGCCAUGCUGGUUCCAGAAUUGGUUGGGCACUUGUUAAGGACAAAGAGGUGGCAAGAAAGAUGACAAAGUUCAUGGAGAUUAGUACAAUUGGUGUAUCAAAAGAAGCUCAACUUAGAGCUGCUAAGAUUCUUGAAGUGAUCUCUGAAAGAUGUUUGGAUCCCAAUAUGAAAAAUUUCUUUGAAUAUAGUCAGUCUCUUAUGACUGACAGGUGGCAGAGGCUAAGACAAGUUGUUAUGGCUAAUGGCCUUUUUGCCCUCCAGAAAUACCCUCUUCAAUAUUGCCUCUUCACAAAAGACUUUUGUGAAUCACACCCUGCAUUUGCAUGGCUAAUUUGCAAAGGAGGUGAAGAGGAGGAUUGUGAAAAGCUUCUUAAAGAACACAAGAUUCAUACAAGGAGUGGAAGAAGAUUUGGAAGUGAUUCAAGAAGUGUUAGGAUAAGUAUGUUGAGUAGAGAUGAAGACUUCAACAUUUUUCUACAAAGGCUUAUGGCUAUUCAAGGACCUACAAAUGGAAAUUAA
Molecule: messenger RNA, 1197 nt
Organism: Solanum verrucosum
Lineage: Eukaryota; Viridiplantae; Streptophyta; Magnoliopsida; Solanales; Solanaceae
Product: L-tryptophan--pyruvate aminotransferase 1-like
Exons: 5
Coding region: 16-1197 (393 amino acids)
Biological process (GO): amino acid metabolic process
Molecular function (GO): carbon-sulfur lyase activity; transaminase activity
Source: RefSeq, a predicted model, not a curated record